AUGGCAUCAAACGAACUCCCCCGCCAUAAGGCAGAGCUCAUCGACCUCUGCAUUCGCAACCAGAUCCUAAAAUUCGGCUCCUUCACUCUCAAGUCUGGCCGGGUAUCACCGUACUUUUUCAAUGCCGGCCUCUUCAACACUGCCCGAACCCUCUCGUGUCUUGCCGAUGCCUUCGCUCAAACCCUUCUUCAAGAUAAGAACCUCCCAGAGUUCGACGUAAUAUUCGGGCCGGCGUACAAAGGAAUCCCGCUUGCUACUCUAGUGUGUGCUAGACUCGGUGCUCUGGACGAAAAGUUCUUAGAUGUUGGGUACUCGUUCAACAGGAAAGAGAAAAAGGAUCAUGGCGAAGGCGGUGGGAUCGUCGGGGUCCAAUUGAAAGGGAAAAGGGUAUUGGUAGUCGAUGACGUGAUCACAGCUGGUACUGCAAUGAGAGAAGCCACCGAUAUCAUCAAAGCCGAAGGCGGUAUCCUUUCUGGAAUUGUCGUUUGCCUUGAUAGACAGGAAAGAACUACUGAUGGCGAGAAUAGCGCAAUCGAGAAUUGCAAAGCCGAAUACAAUGUCCCUAUCACUGCAAUUAUCACAUUGGAGGAUUUGAUUGCUGGAGUUCCAGAUGAAACCCUGAAGGAGCAGAUGCGGGAAUAUGGAAAACAAUAUGCUCCAAUCUCAAGACAAUAA
Molecule: messenger RNA, 675 nt
Organism: Orbilia oligospora ATCC 24927
Lineage: Eukaryota; Fungi; Ascomycota; Orbiliomycetes; Orbiliales; Orbiliaceae
Exons: 1
Coding region: 1-675 (224 amino acids)
Biological process (GO): pyrimidine nucleotide biosynthetic process; 'de novo' pyrimidine nucleobase biosynthetic process; pyrimidine ribonucleoside biosynthetic process
Cellular component (GO): cytoplasm
Molecular function (GO): orotate phosphoribosyltransferase activity
Source: RefSeq, a predicted model, not a curated record